ACGUGGCGACAGCAAGCAGCUGCUCGAAGUCGGGAGACGUGGCAGUGGUAUAGUGGUGUGUGUCCGUUAAACGUGUGAUGGUGCAGUUAUAUAAUCAUUGAUCAGUCAUGGGCAACAAGCAGGGCCACGAGCUCUCGCCCGAGGAGAAGCAAAAGCUCAAACAGGAAAAGGAACGCGAGAAAAAGCUUGUGAAAGAGGAGAAGGAACGCAAAAAGCGAGAGAAGAAGGAAGAGAAGAAACGAAAGAAGGACAAGAAGAAGGGCAAGGACGGCAGGAGCCCAGAUGAGUUAGAUGAUGAGGACGCCGAGAGCGUGGGAGGAAGCUCGGCGUGGUCGGAGAAGAGCCAAGGAUCAGCCCCGGGAUCAUGGUACCAUUCAGCCUCCGAGCCCUCCUCCAAGCGAUCCUCGAUCUACCUGCCUGCCUCCGCGGGGCCCGGCUACUAUCAGCAUGACUGCUGGUACUCAGGCUAUGAGGACAGCGGUUCCGAGAAGUCCAAGCCUCCUUCUCGAGCCCCGAGCGUGAAGAGUGUCAGCUCGAACCUCCGUGCUAGUUCCCUCGAGCGAUACCCUCUUGGCGUCCCAAAGGGAGAGCCCAUCGAACCCAUGCACAAGGCUGGGUCGCUGGACUUGUCCUCGGUCGUUGCAGCGUCAUUCUUGCAGGAUCGGGAGAAGCUAGCUGCUGAAGCCGAAGUCGCAGCCGCUAUUGCCUCGCGGUAUGACGAAACCAUUCGCACCUCGCGAGACCACCUCGAACGGACCUCUGUAGAGCGAGUGUCCUUCCUAGAAAAGGCCGCCUCGGCAGAGCGAGCCUCCCUCACGGGCCGCACGUCGCUGGCAGAGAAGGUGUCCCUCGACUCCUCUGUGUAUCAGUCCGCCGAGGAAGGAUCUGUGAGAGGCGCCAAGCGUAAGGUCUCUCUAGAGGACAAGGAAUCAGUAAAGUCCUCCGUGUACUACUCAGCGGACGAAGGGCGCGACUCGAAGCGGCAGACCGUAGAUUACUCCUCAGACCGCGCCUCGCUCUCGGGUUCCAUCUACUACUCAGCUGACGAAGGCGGCUCGAUAGCGGGCUCCGUGUACUACAGCGCGACUUCUGGCUCCGAGGUCGAGGAUCACGGGGAUGAUAAUGAACUGCUGGGCAAAGAGCGUCCGAGUGCACCUGGGAAGCCUGAAGCAGUGGACCGCGAGGGCGGAAUCCUCAACAAAUUGGCUUACAUCAAGGUGGAGAAUGACGCGCUGCUGCUGCGCUGGGACGCCCCGGACACCGACGGCGGUUCGCCCAUCACAGGUUACAUCAUGGAACGCAGUGAGGGCGAGUCCGAGAUGUGGGUGCGGGUGAACUUGGUACCCAUCAAGGAUACCGAGUACCCCGUUGCCAACCUGGUGGGAGGGCGAGAAUACCGCUUCAGGGUGUUUGCCGAGAACGCAGUGGGCCUGUCGGAUCCCUCCGUUCCGUCCGAGAUGGUGAGCAUCUCCACCGACCAGGAGGCCACAGAGCCGCACUUCCUCAGGGAACUCAGGGACGUCGUGGCAGUGGCGGGCCAGCGGGUUGAGUUUUCCGUGGACAUCAUCGGUACGCCGCCCCCGGACGUGACCUGGUACAAGGACGGCUUCGAGGUGUACGACACGCAGCGGUUCCAGUUCCUGGCGGACGGAGACCGAUACAUGCUGAUUCUACGGGAGGCGAGACUCACGGACGAGGGAGACAUCAGGGUAAGAGCCACGAACCGAGUGGGCGUGGCGUCUUCCCAGGCCGCUCUCACAGUCCAAGCACCGCCACAAAUUACCUUGCCGCCGCAAUACGAGCAAGGUCUGAUCUUAGACACCGACGAACUUAUUCGACUUCGAGUUCCCUACACGGGCCGACCUCAGCCUACAGCCACAUGGACACACAACGGCAAACUAAUUGAGGUCGACGAGCGCCACACGAUGGACGUUUCGGAGAAGUACGCCACGCUGAAGAUCGCCGGCGCCAAUAGGAUGGACAAGGGCAUGUAUGCGCUCAAACUGGCGAACCCGCAGGGCGAAGCCUCGACUUCAUUCUUCGUCACCGUCACGGAUCGGCCGGAUCCACCCAGCGUGCCAGUAAUCACAGACGUGACUGGCACCUCCCUCACUCUCCGAUGGGACCCGCCCGCUGAUGACGGUGGCUGCAGGAUAUCUAACUAUACUCUCGAAUACUUCAGGGUGGGCUGGGACGUGUGGCUCAAGGCUGCGUCCUCUCGAAUCACGUGGACGCAGCUCAGUGACCUGAUCGUCGGCUCGGAGUAUCGCUUCAGGGUUAAAGCCGAGAACGCGUACGGUGUGUCAGAACCCGGGCCAGAGUCCGAGCAGAUCCUCAUCGAAGACACCAUAAGUCCCACUGGGUCCUUCGAGUAUGAGACCUACAAGUCCACCACGACGGUUGGAACGUCGCUGCCUCCCGACUCGGCCACGCCCAGGCGAGAUGUCAUCUCGACGCUGGAGUUUGGCGGCUCAGGUGAGAGCUCUGACAUAGGUUCUUUCGGCAACACAGGGGAGUCGGCGGAGCUGGCUCGCGGCCUCAGCGCAGGGAUCUCCGAAGAGGCCGAGUCCUCGCUGGGCGGAUCCAGCGGCCGAGAGCCAUCGCUCGAUCUUGGAAGCUCGAGUGAAAAGGCCCCGUCGUUCGACUACGGUUCUUCGAUGGGAAAGGGGCCUUCCUUCGAAGUUGGGUCGUCGAUGGAGCGCGGGCCCUCCUUCGAGGUCGGCUCCUCCGAUGAGAGAGCAUCGUCGUUCGAAGUCGGCUCUUCGAUGGAGCGCGGCUCUUCUUACGAGCGAGAGUACAGCAGAAGAAGGCAGGAAGCUCGCCUGGUAGGAAGCUCAGCAGAACAAGACCAGAGUGGAUAUCUAGACAGAGAUAGUUCUCUGGAAGACCAAGGGGUCAUUCGUGGAACCUAUGAAUUCGGAAGUUCACUGGAUUCCUAUGAUCAGGAAGAACUGAGGCUUAAGGGCCACCUAGAGCUCAGAGGAUCUGCGGGAGGAUCCCUGGAUCUAGGCGGUUCUCUAGGGGAGUCGGUGGAAAUCGGAGGUUCUAUGGAUAGCGAAGAACCUCCGAUGCCACCUCCCCGUGUGCCUCGUAGGGGAGGUCGCUCUCCUGCUGUGCCGCCCACGCAAGCAGAGGAGGACGGUGGUCAGUUGGCGGCCCCGACCCCACCUCCCAGAAGCCGUCGCCCGGGGUCCAGAGCCUCUACCGUGUCAGAGUCUUCUGCUCUCGGAUGGAGCCCCACACCUCCACGACGACGUAAGCGACCCAAGUCCGAAGCGGUAGGAGCCGAGGCCGCGUCCAUGGAGUUCGAGGAGAGCUUCGAGGACUCGCCGACGGCCACCCCGCGUCGCAGACGUCGCCAGGCAUCGCAGGCCUCCACCGAGACGUCCGAAACCCCAGUCGAGGCGAUCACCCCAACCCGCGGCACCUCCAUCGCCUCCUCCGACGUCGAAUUCGAAAGCGCCCAGGCAGCCCCAGAUAGCACACCCUCGCCUUCGACAUCUGGCGCUUCCGUAACGGCGAGGAUGGAGGCGGUGAAGGUCGCCGCGGGCGGUGAUGCCGUCCUGGUGGUUUCCCUCGAGAACAUCCAAGCAGCCAAAAUCUCCUGGCAGAAAGGAGGUCGUGAGGUGGUGGCGGGCCCUCACUACACUACGACGGAGACGCAGAAGGCGGCGCAGCUUAUCAUCCACGGAGCCUCAUCGCAAGACUCGGGCACAUACACGGCCGUCGUCACCAGACCUGAUGGCACGCAGGCCAGGGCAGCGGUGGCUCUUGAGGUAGCCUCCACUGGAUCUCAAGUUAAGGUGGAGGCGCCCAUCUUCGUUAGGACCCUCAGUGACCUGGCGGCGAAAGUGGGAACGCGCGUCCGCUUCCUGGUCGAACUCCGGCAAGCACACGAUGUGAAGGUGUUCUGGUACCACAAUGACGUAGAGGUCACAGAGAGCCCCAAAUUCAGACUACUGCACGAAGGCAACUUUUUCUGCGUAGAUAUAUCUCCCUUGACCGUCGCUGACGAAGGACCAUGGAACUGUGCAGUGGCAGAGAUCUCGGUGCCAAGGCAUCAGUGCAGGCUGGAGAGAGAGAGAGCAUUAGAGAGAAAGAAAGCAGCCUGCUCAAGCACCAUCACUUCCCUUCCAGUCCCGAAGGGUUACAAGGCCCCAGUGUUCCUCGAGGAGCUGGAGGCCAUUCUGACGACGGAGGGCACGGUGAGCUUGGAGUGCAAAGUGGUGGGUGUGCCAACGCCCAUCCUCAAGUGGUACAAAGAUGGCAACGAGAUUAAGGCUGGUGAUGUGUUCGCUCUCACCGCCAACCCGAACGACCCGACUUCCCUCGGGACUUAUACAUGCGAGGCCGUUAACUGCAUGGGUCGCUCCAUUUCCUCCUCCAGGGUGCGGGUCUUGGCUAGGGACUCACUCGGGGUCCCAUCCAGGAAAGACCGCCGUUCUCCGACUCCAGUUGGUCCUCCACCAAAGAUCCUAGAGGAAGUACAGGACAAAAAAGUUAAGGUCGGCGAUAAGGCAAGAUUAACCUUUAGAGUGGAGACGCCGCCUGAAGUAUUAUCCGUAACGUGGUAUAACAAUGGGCACAAGAUCGAACUCAGUGACAAGUACAGAUUAAGCGACGAAGGAGGUGGGCGCUACAUGCUGGAGAUACAGCCGGUAGAGCUCGGAGACGACGGCGAGUGGAAGGUCGUCGUGAAGAACGAGGGAGGAUAUGCGUCUUCGCUCGGCAAAAUCACACUAACAGUGCCAAGAAACUACAGGGGACCGCGGUUCUUGGAGGACCUGCGAGCACUGUUGACCGAGGAGGGCCUCGUCUCCUUUGAGUGUAAAGUUGUGGGUUACCCGACUCCUGUAUUGCAGUGGUUCAAAGAUGGCCAAGAACUGAAACCUGGUGAUGUUUACCAGCUUUCAGGCACUAAUUCACUUGGUAAAUAUUCGUGCAUUGCGAAAAAUUGCAUGGGUGAGGCAAAAUCAACGGCAGAGCUUACCCUUGAGGACAUCAAGUCACACCUAAAUGAGGAGGAGAAGGAGCAACUCCUAGCAACCAACAUUCCACCUAGGUUCAUCCAGGGCCUGAAGAGCCGAGACGUUAAGAUCGGUGAUCCCAUAAGAUUAACAGUACAAGUAACAGUAACGCCAGCCCCUGAAGUGACUUGGUAUCACGAAGACGAGAUCAUAGUUGAAUCUUCUAAGUAUCAUGUGUCCAAAGAGGAUCCUGGCAUUUUCCACUUGGAUGUAGAGAAUCUGGAAGUGUCAGAUCAGGGAGAAUGGAAGUGUCUGGCUAGCAACGACUUCGGCCACAGCGUCACAGCAGCCUCCGUGAAGCUGGUUAUUCCAAGACACUACAAAAAGCCUGUGUUCCUCGAGCCCCUCCGGGCUGUACUAUCACAAGAGGGAACUGUGAAUCUAGAGUGCAAGGUGAUUGGUGUUCCUCAGCCAGUCCUUAAAUGGUUCAAGGAUGGCACAGAGCUCAAACCGGGUGACAUCCAUAGAAUUAUUAGUGGUGAAGAUGGUACCUGCUGCCUUGGGACCUAUACUUGUGAAGCUUAUAAUGUUAUGGGUUCUGCUUCAUCCUCUGCAGCUCUUCUUGGCUUCGAAGAUAAACUUAUUCAGAAGGAAAGUGACAAGAUGGCAGCUGCGAUGGCACUAGCUGAUGCACGGGGCAUUGCAAGAAAUCCAUCUCUUUCGACCAUCAAUGAAGAACGUUCCUCGCAGAUCUCUGUUUACGAGUCGGCAGUGUCAGAGGCUUCGUGUGAGGACGAGAGGGCUGAUAUAUCUGUAAGCAUUGAUGGUAGAGAAGUAUCGCUCUCCCUCUACGAGACGCCAGAUAUAUCUGAGGCAGAGGCUAAACAAAUUGCAGAGAUUUACGCAGAUGAAAUAUCUGAUCGUCUCUCAGCUCAAGAGGGCAAUCAAGCAGAACUACCUCCUCUCAGAUUCACAAGAGAAACCUCUCGAAAGGGUCCACUUAUCAUGGAGGCAAUGGUUAUUGAUGUAGAAAACCAAGCUUUCGAUGAAUACAUGAGCAUGUCUGAUAUAGUUUAUGAUGAUGCACGAACAGAAGCUGAUGUGGAAGAACUGUCAGCAAUGGAAGCAGUAAUGGUAGAGGAGCGCGAAGCACUCCGUUCUGACAUUGCAGAUUUGCCUGAGAUGGAAGUAUGGAAUGAGGAACAGUUGUCUCCACAAACUGUAUCCAUGGAGGGCAUGGGUGUUGCUCAUAUCAGCGAAAAGAACAUAAUGCAAGCUGACCUGCGUUCUCUUAGUGAGCAAGGUAUCAGUAUGCUUCGCACACAUGCAGAAGAAGGUCAGGUUCUUGGCAAGGGAGAAGCAGUCAUAGCAGAAGAGCCUCAGGUGAUGAGUGCUGCAGCAAAAUCUAUCAAAACCGACAAAGGUCUUCGUGCCAAGGCGGACCAUAAAGAUACCCCUGGCCUUGCUUUAGCUCAGGUUCAACAACAAGAGGUAUUAACUGGCCUUGAGAAAAUUAAGGAUGAAAAAAUCGAUAGAAGACAAGCCAAGAGGUCGAUUGAGACUAGGGAGGCUAUGACGACCGAAGAACAACAAUUCCUCUCAGAGACUGGUACGUUGCCUGGUGCUGCUGAGGUCGUCAAAGAAACUGAGCGAUAUCCUAGCUUUGUCACCCAUGAAGCUGUUGCUGUUAGUUCUCGUGAAGCAAUGGAACAAGCUAAAUCUUUAGACUCGGAAGAACGACCUUCUAAGAAAGUAAAGAAAGCUGCUGUUAAGAAGACUCAGAAACCAGGUGAAGCUGCUGUCGUCCAGUCUCCUGAAGUAUAUGAAGGGGAAGCAAAACCGAUUUCUGAUAAGCAAAGUAAAUCUGAACAUGCUAAAGCGGUUCUGCAAGGGAAAGAAGGCCUCAAGGUCACCAGUGCUGAAGUCAUGGAAGAUGUAGCUAGUUUCCAAGGUCAGGUUACUCGAGCUCAACAAGCUCAGGUGAAGGAAGCCAGUCAGCAUGAAGCUCUGGUCAUGGAAGAAGCAGAAGUAGUUAGUGGAAUGCCAAAGAGUUUCAAAGUGAAGCAGCCUAAGGCACAAAAGGCAAAGGUAGUGAAAAAGACAGCAGCAGGGGUAGCUCAACAGGAAGCCCAGGAGUAUUAUACGGCUUCACAGGACCAUCCACAAUCUUCCCCAGCUGAAGAAACGGAAGCUGAUGUAAGUGAAUUCCAUUCCAUGUUAGAACCAAUGCAACAGUCUGAGCACUAUGGCUAUGAACAUGCUGAGGUAUUUGAAGGAAUUACGCCAGAGCAACAAAGAGCUAUGCAGUUAGACCCUAGUUAUCGAGAAGCUGUAGCAGUUGCUGUUAGAGAAGGUUACUUCCAAGCUGAGGACCUGUCACUCUUGACUCCUGAGGAGACUCAAGCUCAGCUUCACCAAACACUCCAUGAGGCUGUUGAAGGUUAUGAGCAAAUGGGAAUGUCUGGGGAUAUCAGGGACAUGCCUGAUUAUAUGCAAGGGGUGAGUGACAGAGCACAAAUGUUAACUGAUACCACAAGGGAAGCUGUUAUGAUUCAAGAAGCAGAUGUAGACUAUGCAAACCUCAAUGUAUUUAACAAAGAAGAUAUGUCACAAAUGCUGACUGUUGCUGAGGAACGAAGUGGAUCUCUAGUUGAAUGUAUAGUUGUACAAGAAGCUGAUCUACAGUCUGAAGCCGCUAUUGUGUCUCAGCGGCCUGCUGCUCAUCCUGAAAGAGCUGUGGCUGGCAUUGUUGAAGGUGCAGGUGAGUCUGCCACAGUAGGCGAACCACCUUUAGUAGCAGAAAUGUCUACGGGAAAGACAACUGGAGGAAUGCAAAAAGUAACUGAACCUGGCGAUAAAAAACGCCCAGCUGACGAACCAGUUUCUGACGAACAAAAGAAAUUAGCUUCAUCAGCUGAGAAAGAAACCGAGUCAACAGCAAAGAAAGUCAAACUUGAUGAGAAAAAGCCACAAGAUGAAAAGGGUUUUAGUGCUGAAACUCAAGUGGAAGGAGCAACUCUCACACCAGAGCAGAUUCAGGCUCGGAAAGAAGAGCUUUUGGCACGAAUGGAACAUCUCCUCUCAGGAAAAGCUGAAGGAGAACUGUACAGGACACCUAGUAGUGAGUCACUAACUACAGAAUCUUUGGAGAGUGAAGAACGUAAGCAAGUGAAAGUGAUUGAUAAGUCUGCCAAAAAGGGAACCCCUGGCCUGUCAGUGGAUGGCAAGUUGGAAGAGGACAAGGCAAAGUCUGUGUCAGAAAAGGAGACAGAAAAGAAAGAAAAACCAACGGAUGUCCAAGAUCAAGGUGAACAGAAGACUGAGAAGAAGAGAGGUCUAUCACAGGAGAAGACUGAACCUCAAAAGAGAGGUCUGUCACAGGAAAAGACUGAGCCUCAAAUGAGAGGUCUGUCACAGGAAAAGACUGAACCCCAAAAGAGAGGUGAAUCCCAAGAGAAAAUUGCAUCACAGGAAAGAGGAGCAUCACAAGAAAAAUCUAUAACUCAGAAGAGAUCUGCUUCUCAGGAAAAGUCGGUCUCUGAAGCUGAUGCUCCAAAGGAGGAAACUGGGUUCUUCAAAAGGCGUUUAUCAAAAAAGAGAGGGUCUUCAGCAGAAAAGACAAAGCCUGCAGAUGGUACAUUAUCUCCUAAGAGAGGGUUGUCAAAAGAAAAAUCUCCUCCUCAAAUGAGAGAUAGCUCACAAGAAAAGUCAAUACAUGAUGAAAAGUCUGGAUCGCAAGACAUAAGCGAUAAGAAGGAUAAACCAGAAGAAAAGAAAAAGAAGGGCUUUAUGUCUGCAUUAACUAGUAAAGUUUCUGAAAUGAAGACUGCAAUAACAAGCAAAGUCUCAGAAAUCAAAACAGCUAAGGUUGAAGAAACCAAUCAAAAAGAAGAAACUGUUGAAAAAUUGAAAUCCGAAGACAAAGCAAAUGAACAGACUGCCCAGUCCAUUGUAAAUAAAGACACAAAGGGACUCACUGUGGCAGAAGCCACUGAAAUACACAGAGAAGAGGUAGCUGUUACCAGUCAACAAGAUAUCACCAAAGAAUCCCAGAAAGCUGUCACAGGUGUAGUUUCGGACACAGAGAUGCUCACUGCCGAUCAACAGAUUGUACAAGCAAAAGAAGACCUAGCUAACCAGGGUGCACCAGAAUCUGUAGAAGAAGAGCUAGCUAGGAAGAGAAAAGAACUUUUGUUGAAGAAACAAGAACUUUUAGCAAAGCAGUUAGCUGCAAUGAAAGUUCGCGAGACAAGUGAAGAACCUACUAGUGAACUAACUUCAACUAGUGAAAUUAGUGCUGAUUCUGCAAGUGAGAUGGAGAGUGUCCUUGAAACGAAGGAACCUAAAAUAUCUGGAAAAAUUGCCAUUGGUCAAGUGAGUAUCUCUGUGAAAGAUGAAUCAGCAAAGUCUGAUGUAGAAAAGAAAAUAAGUCAGAUUGACAGUAAUGCUCAAGCAUACAUAGAGAGUACCACAUCCUCUGAUGCAACUCUGUCCAUUAAGAGGAAAGAAAGGGCAAAUGAGACAGGUGAAGAAUCAGUUAACCUAGAUAUAGACCUAAGCUCACCCUCAGGCCUUCAAGAAAAACUUAGUGAGAUUGAAACAUCAUUGAAAGAAGUCGAAAUGAAACUCCAAAAAGAAGGUGGCCUUGUAGAAGCUACAACAGUAGAGGAAAUUAAUGUCUCCGAAGGUAUUGUAGACCUGAAAGUACAGGACGGAAAGAAAGUCAGUGUAAAGAAAGGAAGUUUAAAACUGGAAGAAGGUUUGGAGGAAACUGUAGUAAGUGAGAAGAAAAGCAUAACUACAUCUGAAGAUCUGAAAACCAAAACACAGUCUGCAUUUAUUUCAGAGGAAGCAGAUAAAAAGGAAAAUGAAGAUGCAAAGAAAGCUCUCAAGGUUGAUGCAAAAGCAAAGAAAGAGGGUGAGGUUGAUACCAUAACCAAGAAAAAGACAGAAGUUGAUACCAAAGCAAAGAAAGAGUCUGAAGUUGAUAACAAGGCAAAAGAUGCUGUACCUACUACCAAGGAAAGGAGGAAGAGGUCGAUUCUAAACCAAGAAGGAAGCAGAGCAAAGAAAGGAACUGACAUUGAUACCAAAGGAAAGAAAGAAGCGGUUGAUUCCAAGGCAAAGAAGGAGGCUGAGGUGGAUGCCAAAGCAAAGAUGGGAGUAGGGGUUGAUAUCAAAGCGAAGGAGACUGAGAUUGAUACCACGGCAAAGAAAGAUGCUGAGACCAAGAUUGAGAUUGAUACCAAGGCAAAGAAAGCAGAGAUUGAUGCCAAGACGAAGAAAGAGGCUGAGACCAAGGCUGAGGUUGAUACCAAGGCAAAGAAAGAGGCUGAGGUUGAUACCAAGGCGAAAAGAGAGGCUGAAACCAAGGUUGAGGUUGAUACCAAGGCAAAGAAAGAGACCGAGGUUGAUACCAAGGCGAAGAAAGAGGCUGAAGCCAAGGCUGAGGUUGAUACCAAGGCAAAGAAGGGAUCUGAAGCUGAUAUCAAAGCAAAGGAAGCCGCAGAGGCCGAUACUAAAGCUAAGAAGGAGGCUGAGGUUGACACCAAAGCGAAGAAAGAAGCGAACGAAGAUGCCAGAGACGAGAAAGCUAAAUCUCCAGCAGCCAAAGAGCGGAAGAGGUCCAGCCUGAAAGAAGACGACACGAAGGCUCUUAAAGAAAGAGAAGGAGAGCAGCUCCGGAAGGAGGAAGCCAAGAAAGCCAAGUCUCCUGAGCUGAAGGAUGGAAGGAAGCCCAGCAUGAAGGAUGAGGAUGGUUUAGCUGUAGAUAAAAUCCCCUCAAAGGAUGAAGCAAGGAAGGCAAAAUCACCAGAAAAGAUAGAAAGGAAGAGAUCCAGUCUCAAGGAUGGUGAUGUCAUGGGCGAUAAGGAAAUGAAAGAUAAAGAAGAGAAAGUCAUAUCCAGUGAGGAAGCCAUGAAAGCCAAGUCUCCAGAACGCAAAGAAAGAAAAAGAUCCAGCCUUAAAGAAGGUGAUGCCAAAGUCAUCUCCAAGGAGGAAGAGGGAGUGUCUAAGGAUGAAGCGAAGAAAUCAAAAUCUCCAGAGGCUUUGGAGAGAAAGCGGUCAAGCAUAAAAGAAGUCGACACCAAGGUGGCAAGGACCAAGGAAGAGGAGAAGGCCAUAUCUCCUGAACCCAAGGAAAGGAAGCGGUCCAGCAUAAAGGAAGCAGAUGCUGCCAAGGUAAAGGAAUCCGUUUCGAAGGAAGCCAAAUCACCUGAACCUCCGGCUAGGAAGAGGUCCAGUCUGAAGGACGCUGAUGUCAAGGUUGCCAAAGAGGCGGCGGAUGAGCCAGGAAAAGCAAAGUCGCCAGAGCCCAAACCCAGAAAGCGUUCCAGUAUCAAGGACGAGGAAAAGGCGAGAUCAAAGUCUCCCGGAAAGAGAGCCAGCCUGAAGGAAAGCGAACCCGAAACCGCCAAGCACAAGUCUCCAGAAGCACCAGAGAGAAGGAGGAAGUCGAGAGAGGCCAGUGAAGACAUCACAGCUGCUAGAGGGUCUGAACUCAGGAAACAGGAGGAAAUACUAAAGGGAGAAAAGGACGAAGUGCAAGCGAGACGCGCCGCCCAAGAGAAGAUGAGAAGGGAGGAAGAGAAGUUACUUGAGAUGCAAGAGGAAGAGCGAUCCAAGAGAGAGAGUGAGAUGCGCAAAUCAGAGAUCGAGAGACUAAAUAAAGAAGAGAAGGAAAUAGCUGAAAGAAGGAGAAAAAGAAAGGAGGAGGAAGAAAAGGAUAGGAUUGAAAAACUAGAUAGGCUAAAGAAAGAAGAACAAGAAAAAAUAGAGAGACUGAAAAAGCAGAGGGAAGAGCAAGAGAAGUACUGGAAAGAAGAACAAGAACAAUUUGAAAAGGAAGAAGCAGAAAGGAAAAAGAAACUAGAAAAGAGAAAAGAGGAACUGGAAAAACAGAGGAAAGAAGAAGAAGAGCGCAUUAAUAGAGAAGACGCCGAGAGACGAGAAAAGAAGAGACUAAGGCGGUUAGAGGAAGAGAAGGCUAUGAAAGAACAAGAGGAAAAGUUCCUCAGGGAAGAAAUGGAGAGAAGAGAGAGAAGACGAAAGAUGAAGGAAGAAGAAGAAAAGGAGAACAAGAGAAGGGAAGAGGAGAGACGAAAGAAGUUGGAGGUGGAAAGAGAGGAAAAGAAGAAAAAGAAGCAGCAGGAACGGGAAGAAGAGGAACGCAUGCUCAAAGAAGAAGAGGAACGUAGAAUGGAAAGGAGAAAACAGAGGGAAGAACAAGACAGGCUUAUUGCCGAGGAAGACGCAAAGAGGGAGGCUGCAUUCAAAAAGAAGUUGGAAGAGGAGAAGAAGAGGCUCGAAGAAGAACUCCGUGGUCGUGAGGAGAUGAAGAGGAAGAGAGAAGAAGAGUUGCGAUUGCAGGGAGAGGAGUUCCUCAAAAAGGAAGAGGAACGUCGUCGGAAGCGUAUGGAGGAACGAAAGCGUAUGCAAGAGGAAGAGGAACAAGAGCACCGAGAGUCCGAGGAACGCCGAAAGGCCGAGCGAACCAAGAGGAAGAUUGAGUACUCCGAGAAAGAGCUCAUUGAUGUCGACAGAUACGGCUCCUUGGACCGUCGAUCUCGGACUCAGACGCCAGAUAUGGGCCGAGGUCGCGACCCCAAGAGAAGACCGAAGUUCAGCACGAGGCUCCAGGACCGCCAGGCUGUGAAGGGAUGCCGAGUCCGCCUGACCUGCAAUAUCAUAUAUACACCAGAAGAAGAACCCCCGGAGAUUGAGUGGUUCAAGGGAGGUUUCCCUAUCAGAGAUGAUGAGAGAAUUAAGAUAUCCUACUAUGAAGGCGUGGCGUCCUUAGAGGUACUGAAUGCCAGUCGCUUUGACUGCGGCGAAUACACAUGCACAGCUAAAAACCGCCAUGGGCGCGUCUCCACCACGUGCGAUCUGAGGGUGAAGGGAGAGGACGAACAAAAGCCUAGCCCGCCCACCUUCACGACUAGCCUCAGAGAUCGUUUCGUGAUUGAGGACGACCAGCUGGUCUUGUCCUGCCACGUGAUAGGCUUCCCCCAGCCAAAGAUCACAUGGCUGAAGGACGCAGACAAAUUACCUGCUUCCCCACGCUUCCAGACUUCCAUUUCGGAGGAAGGAGUCUGUAAACUAAUCAUCACAUCUCCACGAGGAGCAGACUCUGGCACUUACACUUGCCAUGCUGAAAACCGCGUUUAUCGCGAUGAAAUUUCGGCAAAUAUACAAGUUCAGGCUCUCAUGGAAAGAGAACGAAGCAGCGACGGCCGGCCAGACGACAGCGAGGUGCCGAGGUUCAUCAGUGAGCUGUGUGACCAAUACGUUGAGGAAAAUGGCACGCUCACACUCCAGGUCGAUGUAGCAGGGUCCCCUCAACCGGAAGUGUUGUGGCUGUUUAACGGCCGGUCCCUACAUCCUUCCGGCAAAUUCAGGAUCUCUUCUACAGGCCACACACAUACCCUCACCGUUUUCCAGGUCACGAGCAAAGACCUAGGUACUUACUCCUGUAGGAUUACAAACAAAUAUGGCUACGCGUACACCUUGAGCACAGUGAGCUUCGGGAGGCCGAGGCCCCGCCGCGGCUUGGCGGCCCCAGGUGGCGACCUCGAACUGCGGGCGCCGGUGUUCGUCAGCCGGCCAGAGAGCAUGGUCACAGUAUUCAGGGAUGAGGAAAUCACUUUGACAUGCACUGUUCAUGGCGAACCUACCCCUAGGGUAUCGUGGCUUAAGGGCACCUAUGACGUAUCAAACACCACGCGUGCUCACAAGACUGUAAAGGAGAACACACACACCCUCGUAAUCCGUGGCGCGCAGUUCACAGACUCCGGCACAUACACUGUGGAGGCCAAAAACUCCCAGGGCACCGUCAGGGCCUAUGCUAGUGUCAAGGUACGCGAGCUGUACAGGUCCCGCAGCUACUCUCCACGUGGCAGGGAAGAGAGGUAUCCAAUCAAGUUUGAGAUUCCGGAGAGAAGAACUUCAGGCAGAUUCAUCAGAGAUGUGCCAGGAAAGAUUGCCGCUCCCAACGCCACAGACAUUGGCAAGACGUGGGUGUCACUCAGCUGGGGGAGACCCGAGCAGUCAGGCGGCGCCCCCGUCACCGCCUACAAGGUCGAGUCUUGGAUUCUGGGCGAAGAGGCUCGCUGGACAGAUCUGGGUGUUUCGCCAAUCCCCUCCUUUGAUGUGUACAAUCUGAAAACGGAUCGUGAGUAUCUGUUCCGUGUGACCCCGAGGAACAAGUACGGCUGGGGCGAACCCGUCAUGACUCCCAGGCCCGUGAGGGUCGGCAGGAAAAUUGAGACUCCGACCCUCCCUCGUUCACUCCCGUCGCAAGUCCGCGCAAUGCCUGGUGGCAAUAUCUGUCUGGAUGCUCAGGUGACGGGAGAGCCCAUGCCUGACAUCCGCUGGUACAAAGACGGUGCCUGCAUCGACAUCAAACGCUACCCGAGGUUCUCCUCGUUCUCUUCCGAGGGAUCGAUGCACAACAUCUAUGGUUUAGUGACCAAGGUGUCGCUGAUGAUCGAGGACCUGCACUGGGAGGACGAAGGCAAGUACGAGCUGGAGGUACAGAACCCCGGCGGCCGAGUCACCUCCUUCACCAGGGUCGCCACCACCACCGACUGCUCCGUUCUCGAGGCGCAGGACAAGAUUAAUAAAAACCUGGUCGCGCUGUCUCAGAUGGAAUCCGUGCCCACCAUGGCGCCGCAGUUCACCAUGCGGUUGAGGGAUCGCCGCGUCCAAGUGGGCUUCCCUGUGCGCCUCACUUGCCAGAUCGUCGGCAUCCCCAAACCCGUCAUCACCUGGUACAAGGAGGGCGUCAUCAUGAGUGCCGAUGACUCCCAUACCAUGUGGCAGGAAGACGGACAUUUCUACACUCUCGAGAUCUCUAAUUCCACACACGACGACGCUGCCGUCUAUUCCGUGCGCGCCGCCAAUCCUUACGGUUCCGUAAUGUGCCGUUGCCGCCUCGUCGUUGAUUCUGGUCUUACGUCGUACAUCUCACCAAUGUUUUUACGCGAACUGGAGGACCAAAGCGUGCGCGAGGGAUCGACCAUCACUCUCCAGACCGUGAUCGAGGCUUAUCCGACCAUCGGGGUCGUAUGGCACCGCGACGGCCAGCGCAUCCGGCCCACCAGGAAGCACUCCUUCAGCUUGGACGCGGACGGCAUCGCCACCCUGACGAUCCGCGGCGCCGACUACACGGAUGGCGGCAUGUACACGUGCACGGCCAGCAACGAAAUGGGCCACAUCGAGUCCAUGUGCCGCGUGUCCGUCUCGUGCACUGACUCGGACAUGGCGGCGAAGAAGAGACUGUCUUCCAAACUCACCCACCCAUGGCUGAGCAAGGAGCCCAUGUUCGUGCGGAAGCCUCGCGCCAUCGAGGCCGAGGAGGGCGACCUGGUGAUCAUCGAGUGCGAGGUGGCGGGUGACCCCAAGCCCGACGUGACCUGGCUCAAGGACUGGAUUAAGGUAGGUCAGCAGAGCCUUUUCUGGUAGAAGAUGUAGAA
Molecule: messenger RNA, 15439 nt
Organism: Penaeus monodon (black tiger shrimp)
Lineage: Eukaryota; Metazoa; Arthropoda; Malacostraca; Decapoda; Penaeidae
Product: titin homolog
Exons: 55
Coding region: 108-15428 (5106 amino acids)
Molecular function (GO): protein binding
Source: RefSeq, a predicted model, not a curated record